Messenger RNA from Solanum verrucosum, 1380 nucleotides. Its product is annotated as katanin p60 ATPase-containing subunit A1-like. Gene Ontology annotation, molecular function: ATP binding; ATP hydrolysis activity. The transcript is spliced from 7 exons. The record is from RefSeq and is a predicted model, not a curated record. Bases 1 to 1380 code for a protein of 459 amino acids. Gene Ontology annotation, biological process: microtubule severing. Lineage: Eukaryota; Viridiplantae; Streptophyta; Magnoliopsida; Solanales; Solanaceae. Gene Ontology annotation, cellular component: microtubule cytoskeleton.
AUGAAGAUAAUUUUCCACAAGUUUGACAAGAACAAAGAUGAAGAUCUAGGGACUACUGAUCUAGUUGGAUGGAUCAUUGCCGUUGAACCCACAUUAAAUAACGAUUUGCAAAGGGUUCUAUCUUUCCUUAAAAUAUACAUGGAUACUUACCCCUCUGUCCUAAUUGAUUCAAAAGGAUUGUUCUAUAGUGGCUUCAGUCUCAUUUAUACCGAUGGUCUUCGUAACCUUAAUCAUGAUUCAAAUACUAUUACUACCCCAUCACUCGAAACUCAGACCCCAAUUCAGCACCAGGUGGUAUCAUUACAAGCACUCCCAGUUGUAGGACUUCAAGUACAACAACAACAGUGUAUGCUUCAAUCAUACCAUGUACAACAAAUACUACUACAAUUACGAGCACAAAAACAAGUUGCAAGUCUGGUGGCAACUAAUUACUCACAUAAUUCUACUUUUUCAAACAACAACCUCAUCGACAACAUUUACAGUGCUGGGAUGGCUGGAGGAAUUAACAAUGUUGGGUUGGUGUAUGAUUUCGCAAAUACAACGCAACAAAAUGAUGAAGAAGGCAUUGAUUCAACAAUAAUGUACGAUGGACCUCAUCCUGAAUUAGUUGAUAGGCUUGAAAAGGAAAUAUUGGACACAAAUUCAGGGGUUAAAUGGGAUGAUAUUGCUAGACUAAGUGAAGCAAAGAGGAUUCUACAGGAAGCAACGGUAUUGCCAUCGUUGAUGCCUGCGUAUUUCCAGGGCAUCCGGAGACCUUCGAGAGGAUUUCUUUUGCUUGGUCCUAAAACACUCUUGCCCAAAGUUAUUGCUACAGAGUGUGGGACAACAUUUCUGAAUAUUUCUUGUAGUUCAUUAUGUGGAGAAUGUUACGGGGAGAGAGAGCGAUUGACACAAUGCUUAUUUGAGAUUGCCCGUAGUUAUGCUCCAACUACAAUUUUCAUUGACGAGAUUGAUUCUCUUUGCAGUGCCAGAGGGUCUGGUACAGAGCAUGAAAAAUCCCGAAGGGUAAAGUCUAAACUUCUAGUUCAGAUCGAUGGAUUACACAACUCUAAUUCACUAUGCUACUGUAAGAGGCGGCUAGAAAAGAGGAUUUACUUCCCACUUCCUGAAUUUAAGAGUUGUAAGGAGCUUAUAAAGAUAAACUUGAAAUCAAUCAAGUUAGCACCUAGGCUAGAUAUUCUCCAAGUGGCACAAAGAACAGAAGGCUACAGUGGAGACGAUCUAACAAACAUCUAUAGAGAUGCUUCUUUUAAUGGGAUGAGACAGGAGAUAUCAGGGAAAACUACGAUGGAUGACUUGUUGGAAGCUUUAGAUAAAAUACAGCCCACAUUUUCUACAGAAGACAUUCAACGAUAUGAAAAAUGGCUCUCAGAUUUAUGA